Plodia interpunctella (Indianmeal moth) is the source of this 4156-nucleotide messenger RNA. RefSeq lists its product as uncharacterized. Gene Ontology annotation, cellular component: nucleus. The record is from RefSeq and is a predicted model, not a curated record. The transcript has 4 exons. Lineage: Eukaryota; Metazoa; Arthropoda; Insecta; Lepidoptera; Pyralidae. Bases 234 to 3260 code for a protein of 1008 amino acids. Gene Ontology annotation, molecular function: nucleic acid binding; zinc ion binding.
UGACUCUACAUCACAAAACUUUACCGUAAAACUAAACUUGCGUAAGUUGUUUUGUGUUGUUCUUUCAAGUGUUUCAUGAUAAAGAAAAUUUUUGCUAUACCUAGUAGUUAUCGUGCUAUUCUAACCUUGACGUUGGCAAAAUCAUAUCGUUUUGGCGAAUGAUGGCGUCAUAACACAAGGAUAUUUAUCAAAGACAACAAUUUCAAAUGUAAAAAUUUGUUACCUACAUCAAAAUGUAUAAUAUAAAAUCUGAUAAUGUUUCAUAUUUGGUACCUGUGGAAUGUAUAGACUUAGGUUACAUGAAGAGAAACAUACAUAUUGGUGACACCGUCAAGCCACUUUGGACUCCACAUCAAAAAGAGUACUGCCAGUUUCAGUUGAAAGCUUGGAGAAAAGAUACAGACAAAAAUCUUGAAAAGAAUGUUACUACUAUCUGUCACAUAUGUAACAUCGCAGUUCCGGUUAUUUACAUAAAAGAACACAAUAAUAGUAAAAAGCAUAAAAAUUUUCUGAAAAUAAUUUUUGAGUCACUCGACAGAGUUAAGAAAAAUAUUAAUGUAGAUAUCAUAUCACAAUAUUCUAAAUCAUCUGUAUCAACAUAUUACUGUGAAGUGUGCAGUGUGAUAAUUCAGAAAAAUGAUGAAGGUACACACAAAAACACAGGUAUACACCAGAAAAUGCAAAAGAACAAUGAUCUAAUCGAAAACUUUUUGACUUUGUAUGAAAAGGUCAAUGAUGCCAGUUCAAAUGAUGGUAAUAAUCAUAUUGAUCCCGAAAGUUUUGUAUAUAAAAAAGAGACACCUCUGGAAUUACUUCAAAAGUAUGUGGAUUCAUUAAAAAACAGAUAUAGUAAUGUGUGUAUGAAAAUUGAUGUGGUGGAUGAGAAUUUUGUUUCGAUAAAUGUUCAAGGUAGCACUUUGAGAGUGCAUAUUGACGAGUUUAAUGGUUUCUCAAGUUUGUAUGAUGUUGAGCCGGUGUGCCUUCUAUGCAAAGUUGUUAUUACAAAUAAAGAAAGCCAUAUGUGGACCGACAUGCAUAUGAAGCAUGUUAUGACACCAUUGCCAGAUCAACAUUGUAUCAGACAGAUAAACCAAACCCAAGGUCACUGUGUAAUUUGUAACGUGUUAAUUAAAAAUAUUGAAUCACAUAAGGUAAGUGAUUUGGUUCACAAAAGUAAAUUAAAAGAUGCACGUCUAAUUAACGAGACGGUAUGUCAGCACACUCGGACCUUAGUUAGGGACACAGAGAAAACUGUACCGAAAAUAAUAGAAUUCCACAAACAAAUAAACAAUGUUCACAACGAAAACACACAAGCAUCGGUUCUAAAGAGAAUAGAUAAUGUAGCAGAUCAUAAAAAGCUUAAUAAUUCGCCAAAUUCAAACGUAGACAACAAUGAGGAUGCACAGACAUUAGUUAAACAUACAGACAGAGCUGUGCCAAAACCAAAGCUUCAAGAUGCAAACACUCUAGAAUCAAAUGUAACGAAUAAAAAUGAUGAACACAUCGACAAAAACGUUCAUUAUUUGAUGUGUAAGACAUCAAGUCCGAAAGCUUUACAAUGUAUAGUAUGUGUUUGUUUUGUCCCAACACAAGCACACAAUGUCAGUGAUCAUUUACAAGGAAAAAAUCAUAAUAAGAAUUACGAACAAUGUUUGUCAAUGAAUAAAUUACGAAAGGUUAAAAAUGGAUUCGCUUGUGACUAUUGUGCAUUGCAUGUGCCGGAUAAAAGUGAGAUAAUACAUGUGUCCAGUCAAGUCCAUAAAACAAAUAUGAAGUCGGGUGUUAAAGAUGACAUGAUUUACUGUGAACUUUGUAGUGUCUACAUUGAUACUCAUAAUUUGAAUAGCCAUCGGUUUGGACAGAAACACAAGGAGAAGGAAAUAUCUGCCAAUGAAAGAAAAAAUGCUAAAGAAUCACCAUACUUAGCUUCUUAUGUAGAAGCUAAUAAAAAUUUUGCACAAGUUGCAGCUACAUCAAAAACUGUUCAGAACGCUCCAGGAAAUAAUGCUAAAAGCGUCGAUUCAAACGCUACAAUGACCACAGCAACACCAUCAAAUCCUGCGUCUAAUGUCCAAAUGACAUCUUCAAUAAAAAAUAUCAAAACUACGUCUCAAAUUAUGCCAUCAACCAAUAAUGCAUGCACACAUGCUGACACUACACAAUCAGUAUUAAAAACGAAACCUCACUACCAUCUUAAACAAAGCUCUUUGAACUCACUUCUAUGUAGAGUUUGCAACGUAAGUGUACCGAAUGCUGUUGACAAUAUAACAACUCACGUUAAUGGAAUUAAGCAUAAACAAUUAUACGAGGAACUUUUAAAGAAGAAUGAAGUGACUAGAGUGGAUCUUAAUUUUUAUUGCCGUAUAUGUGCCGCACAAAUACCGAAUAAAAAUGAGCUUUUACAUAUAUUUAGUAAUAGACAUGUCAAUAUGAAGGACACUAAUUAUAGUGUAGCUACUAAUCGCGGUACAGUUAAUGUGUCUUCAAUUAAUAAUGUUCAACCGUCAACGUCAGAAAAGUUUCAGACUAAUCCAGUUCAAGGUGAGUCUAUGAGUUACCAUUUUAAAAAGUCUCACAAUAUGAAUGAGUUGAUUUGUAGAGUGUGUGAUGUUACAAUCCUAAAUACACCAAUCAAUAUUACCGGUCAUGUUAACACGGAGAAACACGUAGAUGCCUACAAGAGAUUGUUGCGAAAUAAUUUUGUUUUUUUUUACUAUAAUGAAUUUUGUUGUCACGCAUGUGUCUUGCACAUUCCAUUACGGAAAGAGUUGAAUCAUAUAGAUGCACCGGAACAUUUAAAUAAAGUAAAAUCAUAUUCUGAAGAUGAAAUCACAAGAAUUGACCUGUCUGAUUGUAGUUCAGACGGAAUUAAUUUUUUUUGUGAAUUUUGCAAGUUAGUCGUUGACGACGAUGACAUAACAUUUGAAGAACACCAAAUAAGUGUUGAUCAUGUAGAAAAUAUUCGAGAGUUAUCCAAAGAUUCAUUAUAUUUACAGACCGAUUCGUAUACAAAGCCAAAAAGCACUUUAAAAUGUAGAUUAUGUGAUUGUUAUGUCAAUAAUAAUUAUUCAUGUGUGAAACAACAUAUACAGGGUUUUAUCCAUAUGACAAUGCAUAAGAAGUUGCUUGAUAACAAUAAAAUAUGUAUGGUAGGUGAUAAGUUGUACUGUUUAGCUUGUAAGGAUAUUAUAGAUAGCCAGCAAGUAUUUGCACAUAUAAAGUUGGCAAAUCACACAGGUAAUGUGUCGCUUAUGAAAUGAGGCAAAAAAUAGGUAUUUCGUAUAGCAAUGUUAUUGUUAUUUUUUAAAAUAAAUUAAUAAAAUUAAUUUAUUUCUGGCUCCAACCCAAAAAAAUCAAUCAAUCAAUGUCAAAUAUAAAUGUAAUAAACAUGUUAUUACAUUUAAAUUUGAGACAAUAACAACAAAUAUUAAAAAAAAGAAGAUAAAGAGAAAUCAUUUUAUUCAUAGCAUACAAAUAUACAUCACAGAAAAUUAACAAAAUUAUAAUAUUUCGAAUUAAUUAAAAGUUAAUUAAUUAAUAAUUGAUUGAUAAUUUACACACAGGUACAUAAAUUGAACGGUUUUUUUAAAUAUAUUUUUACAAAUAUCUUACGCCAAAAAUUAAGUCUACUGCAUAUUUCCAAAGCACAGGUGAAGAAGAAGCGACACAAAAAUCUUAACCGCAGCCUUUUCUUCAAAUACAUCACCUAAUUAACUCACUGCUGAAUAAUAAGUACCUAUAAAUUAUCCAUACAUUCGUUCUGUUUCUAUAUCGAAAUACCUAUUUUUCAAAAAUAUGUAACGGUUAUAAAAAUUUGGUACUAAUAAAAUCGACAGAGAAAUGUUAUUUUUGCUAUAUUAUUAUCAAAGCAUACAAAUGUAAAACAUAUAAGUAGUUGUAAGUCUUUUAUAAAAUAAUUUUGUAAUUUUUUAACUCAUAAAAUCGAAAAUAAAUUUAUAUAAGUACAUAAAUUAUUUUAAUAUUAUCGUCAUUAAAAAAAAAAUAAUUGCAAGCAUUCCAAUAUCGUAAUUUCAAGUUACCUACCGCCGAUGCCCGGAUAAACCCUGCGAGGCUUUUGUGGUGCGGUUUUAUCAUGUGUUGGAUAUUGUAGAAUAAAGAAUUUAAAUAAAAAAUAAAGUUUUGUUUUAGUUUUUUU